This is a messenger RNA of Ilyonectria robusta, 2118 nucleotides long. RefSeq names its product Aldehyde/histidinol dehydrogenase. The transcript has 8 exons. The record is from RefSeq and is a predicted model, not a curated record. Gene Ontology annotation, molecular function: aldehyde dehydrogenase (NAD+) activity. Bases 1 to 2118 code for a protein of 705 amino acids. NCBI's taxonomy places the organism in Eukaryota, Fungi, Ascomycota, Sordariomycetes, Hypocreales, Nectriaceae.
AUGACGCGCACAUUUCGCCUCGCGGUGCUUGAAUGCGACACGCCAGUUCCGCCGGUCCUGGAGGCUCGCGGCACGUACGGAGAGGUUUUCCGUCAGCUCCUGGCUAAGGGUCAACAAGGCUUGGGUCCCAAGGGUAGCGACGUCCAGAUAGACAUCUCUAAGUGGGACGUCGUUGCAAAUCAAUCAUUCCCAAAUGUCGACGAGAUCGAUGGACUUUGGUUGAGUGGAAGCAAGCACACCUCCUUCGCUGACGAUGCUUGGAUUGUUGCACUGGUUGAAUAUGUCAAAAAGGUGCUCACAACAGCAAAGAUCCCAGUUGUAGGCAUUUGCUUCGGCCACCAAAUCAUUGGUCGCGCACUUGGGGCCAAGGUCGGGGUAAGCCCAGGCGGCUGGGAGAUAUCUGUUGAUAAGAUCGACCUCAGCGAGGAAGGCCAGAAACUGCUUGGAGUGCCAUCAUUGGGUCUUCACCAGAUGCAUCGCGAUGCGGUCCUAGAGGUCCCCGAGGGACUGGUGAACUUGGGCAGUAGCCCCAAGUGUGGAAUCCAAGGACUUUACCAGGCCGGUCGUCUCAUCUCUUUUCAGGCUCAUCCUGAGUUUGAUGGAUUUAUUAUGCCCCGUAUUCUGGAAACCAGACAUAAUCAGAAGAUUUUUGAUGACGCCAUGUUUGAAGAUGGCAUGGCCAGAGCCCAGGAGCACCAAGAUGCUAUACCCUACAAGAUGUCUAACGCCAUUCGAACUAUCUCCCCGUCUUCUGGGGAGGUCAUCUUCGAAUGCCCAGGCACUUCCGUUGAUGAAGCGCGUGCCAGCGUUGACAAAGCUCAUACUGCCUUCCUAAGCUACCGUAAAACCUCACUAGAUGAGCGCAAGGCAAUUGCUGUUAAAGCUCUGGAUACUCUGGCUGGUAUCAAGGACCAGUUGGCGCAGGAGCUUAGCGUUCAGAUGGGCAGGCCCAUUAAAUUUGCUGGUGCGGAAAUUGACACCAUGCGGAAACGCGCAGACUACCUUCUAGAUAUUGCUUCCGAAGCUCUAGCUCAUUUACCUGGGCAGGAUGAGCCUGGGUUCAGGAGGUGGAUCAGCAAGGAGUCCGUCGGUCCUGUUCUGAUUGUCGGAGCAUGGAAUUUCCCUUAUCUGAUUACUAUCAACACACUCAUCCCUGCCUUGCUCGCAGGCAAUUCAGUCAUUCUCAAGCCUUCGCCCCAAACGCCACAGGUUGCAGACCGCCUCAAGGAAGCGUUCGACAAGGCUGGUCUCCCGGCGGAUGUCUUUCAGGUUCUCCAUACAGGCAGCUUAGAGACGGUGAAGGAGAUCGCCAAACUUCCGGCCAUCAAGCAAAUAUGCUUCACGGGUUCCACUGCAGGUGGAUUGGCCAUCAGAGAGGCCACCGCAGGCAGGAUUGUGCCCGUUAACCUGGAACUAGGUGGCAAGGAUCCGGCCUACGUCCGUGCUGACGCUGAUCUGAAGUGGACGGCGGCCAAUAUUGUCGACGGUGCCAUCUUCAACUCUGGUCAAAGCUGCUGUGCAGUGGAGAGGGUCUAUGUUCAUCAAGAUGUUCACGAUGACUUCGUCCGGGAGCUUCAGAGCGAGCUUGAAGGCUACAAGCUCGGUGACUCGUUGGAUCAAUCCACAACCAUUGGUCCAGUUAUCUCCAAGGCGGCUGUCAAGUCUAUCCAGGCGCAGGUAGACGACGCGCUUCGAAAGGGUGCAGUGGAUGCCACUCCGGCCAACGCCUCAUUCUCUACUUUGCCCCAGGCAGGCAGCUAUAUUGCGCCGUGUCUUCUCACCAAUGUCACCCAUGACAUGAGUGUCAUGACUGCCGAGACAUUUGGCCCUCUUAUUCCAGUUAUGAAGGUUGAAAGUGACGAGCAGGCCGUCAAACUCAUGAAUGACAGUGAAUACGGUCUUACUGCCAGCAUCUGGACUAAGGAUAUUGCACGUGGCGAGGAGCUCGAGGCUGAUAUCGAAGCGGGAACAGUCUUCAUUAACCGUUGUGACUGCCCCAACCCGGAUCUCGCGUGGAUUGGCUGGAAGAACUCUGGGCUGGGAAGCACCCUUGGCCCUCGGGCAUUUGAUGCGUUUGUGACCAUGAAGAGCCACCACAUCAGGCAGACUCACGGUUAA